Messenger RNA from Anoplopoma fimbria (sablefish), 4646 nucleotides. RefSeq names its product tubulin, gamma complex associated protein 3 (gene tubgcp3). NCBI's taxonomy places the organism in Eukaryota, Metazoa, Chordata, Actinopteri, Perciformes, Anoplopomatidae. The record is from RefSeq and is a predicted model, not a curated record. The transcript is spliced from 23 exons. Gene Ontology annotation, biological process: meiotic cell cycle; microtubule nucleation; mitotic cell cycle. Bases 132 to 2837 code for a protein of 901 amino acids. Gene Ontology annotation, molecular function: gamma-tubulin binding; microtubule minus-end binding. Gene Ontology annotation, cellular component: gamma-tubulin small complex; spindle pole; centrosome.
UCCUGCGUCGUGCCGGCUUCAUUGAAUUGUCAAAAUGGCGACGCUCGUAGUUGGAGACGUGAGUUAGUUCAUAUCAUUCACUGCCAAUUAUUUACUUACUGGGCAGCAAACGCAACACUAGCCACCACAGCAUGGCGACCUUGGAUCAGAAAUCACCCAAUGUGCUUCUCCAGAGCCUCUGCUGCAGGAUCACGGGGAAAAGCGAAGCUGAAGUUGCCCACCAGUUCCAGUAUGCAGUGCGAGUCAUUGGCAGUAACUAUGCCCCAACUAUUGAGCGGGAUGAGUUCCUGGUGUCUGAGAAGAUCAAGAAAGAAUUGCUGAAGCAGAGGAGAGAAGCAGACGCUGCGCUGUUCUCAGAGCUGCAUAGAAAACUUCAGACACUGAGUGUUCUGAAGCAUCGCUGGUCCGUCCUCUACCUGCUGCUCAGCCUCUCUGAAGACCCCCGCAAACCGUCCGGCAGGGUUGGAAAUUAUGGCGCUCUCUUUGCCCAGGCCCUCCCCAGGGACGCCCACUCCACCCCGUUCUACUGCACCCGGCCCCAGAGCCUGGCCCUGGGCUACGGGGAGAGGAGCGCCGGUCUGUCAGCCAGCGUGGGGACCAGCGGCAUCUCCAGCCUGGGGGUCUACACACUCAACGGGCCCACGGCAACGCCACAGUCACUGCUGGCCAGUCAACUCCCUCAGUCUGCAGCAGGAGGUGUUCCGCCUCUGGGCUCCCGGCUGGCCUGGGCUCUUCCCGUGAGCUGCUCCCCCUCCUCCGCUCUGGCCCCGCUCGCCACUCGACCGCUCCUCGGACCCCCGGUUCCGUCCUCCAGAGCGGUGCGUCCUCGCCGAGACGGGGAGGUGAGCGAGGCGGCGCUGGUGCGGGACAUCCUCUACGUCUUCCAGGGAAUCGAUGGCAAGUUCAUCAAGAUGAGCGGCCAGGAAAACUGCUACAAGAUAGACGGCAAGGUGGUGCUGUGCAAGUCCCUGAGAGACAUCAGCAGCAGACUGGCGGAGCUCGGCUGGCUCCACAACAAAGUCAGGAAGUACACCGACGCCAGGAGCCUGGACCGGGCCUUCGGACUGGUCGGACAGAGCUUCUGUGCCUCGCUCCACCAGGAGCUGAAGGAGUACUACAGGCUGCUGUCCGUCCUCCACUCCCAGUUGCAGGUGGAGGACGAGCAGGGUGUGAUCGUGUGCACAGACAGCAGUCUGACUCUCAGAAGGCUUCUGGUCUGGAUGUACGACCCCAAAGUCCGACUCAAAACGUUGGCCGCCCUUGUCGACUUCUGCCAAGGUCGGAAAGGAGGCGAGCUGGCCUCCGCCGUCCAUUCUUACGGGAAAACAGGAGACCCGCAGAUGAGAGCGCUGGUUCAACACAUCCUCAGCCUGGUGUCGCACCCCAUCCUCAACUUCCUGUACCGGUGGAUCUACGACGGAGAGCUAGAAGACACCUACCACGAGUUCUUUGUAGCAUCAGAUCCCAACGUGAAAGCGGAUCGCCUGUGGCACGACAAGUACUCCCUCAGGAAGUCAAUGAUCCCCUCGUUCAUCACCAUGGACCAGGCCCGCAAGGUUCUGCUCAUCGGUAAAUCCAUCAACUUCCUGCAUCAGGUUUGUCACGACAGAACACCGCCGAGCAAAAUCACGCCAGCAUCCACGUCUGCGGACACGCCCAAAGAUGCUGCAGAGCUGCUGUCCGACCUGGAGGGGGCGUUUCAGGAGAAGAUCGACGCCGCCUACUUCGACACCAGCAAAUACCUGCUGGACGUUCUGAACCGUAACUACCUGCUGCUGGAGCACCUGCAGGCCAUGAGGAGAUACCUGCUGCUGGGCCAGGGAGACUUCAUCAGACACCUCAUGGACCUGCUCAAACCAGAGUUGGUUCGUCCUGCCACCACUCUGUAUCAACACAACCUGACUGGCAUCCUGGAGACGGCAGUCAGAGCCACAAACGCCCAGUACGACAACGCAGAGAUCCUCAAGAGGCUGGAUGUACGCCUGCUAGAGGUGUCUCCUGGUGAUACAGGCUGGGAUGUUUUCAGUCUGGACUACCACGUUGAUGGACCCAUUGCCACGGUGUUUACAAGGGAGUGUAUGGGCCACUACCUGCGUGUCUUCAAUUUCCUGUGGAGGGCCAAGAGGAUGGAGUACACACUGACUGACAUCUGGAAGGGACAGAUGUGUAAUGCCAAGCUGCUCAAAACCAUGCCCGAGUUGUCCGGCGUGCUGCAUCAGUGUCACAUCCUGGCCUCCGAGAUGGUCCACUUCAUCCACCAAAUGCAGUACUACAUCACCUUCGAGGUGCUGGAGUGCUCCUGGGACGAGCUGUGGAACAGAGUGCAGCAGGCUCAGGACCUCGACCACAUCAUCGCCGCCCACGACAUCUUCCUUGACAGCGUCAUCUCGAGAUGCCUGCUGGACAACAACAGCAGGUCUCUUUUGAACCAGCUGAGGGCCAUAUUUGACCAGAUCAUCGAGUUUCAGAGCGCCCAGGACUCCCUCUACCGCUCGGCACUGGAGGAGCUCGCCCUCCGGCUGCAGUUUGAGGAGAAGAAGCACCAGCGGGAGGAGGAGGGUCAGUGGGGAGUGACGGCCGAACAGGAAGCGGAGGAGAAGAAGAGGAUUCAGGAGUUCCAGGAAACCAUACCAAAGAUGCGCUCCCAGUUCCGCAUCCUCACUCACUUCUACCAGAGCAUCGUCCAGCAGUUCCUGGUGUUGCUGAUGACCAGUACGGAUGAGAGUCUGCGUUUCCUCAGCUUCAGACUGGACUUCAAUGAGCACUACAGGGCCAGAGAGCCGAGGCUGCGAGCCUCACUCGGCACCAACAGAGGGCGACGAGCGUCAAAUAUGUGACGUGGCGAUUGUAUCAGCGAGCGAGGCUUUCAGCCAUCGGAGCAUUGGGGAUGACAUCACAGUGGGACGUCGUGACAUCACAGAGACGGGGGCCGGCCAGCGGACUUAUAAGCGCUUUAUGUCGAGAUGAUGUCAUGCCUUGGAGGAGCGACCCAGCGCCGUUCUGAACGCUCUGGUGUCGCAGCGGCGGUCGCCAAGUGAUGACAUCACAGCGGACAGAUCCCUACGUGGGAUCACAAAAAGGAAUAAAGUCCAGAAAAUUUAACAUUCGGAGCUUGUCGUGAUGUAAACAGACUGCUGGUAAAUUCUGAAAAAACGUGAGGUCAAUUUGGGGAAAGAGUGCGAGGAGGUAAACAGAAUCAGCUGUCAGAACGAGCUUCCCGAGUCACACAGGGCCACGUUACAUGGCAUGCCUUAUUAAUGAGAAAAAAAACCAACAAAACGUUUGUCUCAGCGUGGUUGCCAAAUCCAAUCCCAACACACAUAAUGUAUGUACAUAGAGUUUAUGCAAAAAAUGUAUGUGUGUGUGUACAUAAUAGUCAUCUUUCCACAUCACCUGUGGCUUUGCAUCUUCUCACUAGGGUUCAACCGAUAUGGGAUAUUUUUUCAAUUUUUUGUAUUCGUAGCCGUUAUUAAAAUUAUUAAAUUUGAGCACUUUUUAGUACAAUUAUUCCUCAAGAAGCAGCGUUUCUGCUGGGGGAUUCGUUCUCUGUGAAAACGAACAGCAUUCACAGUAUGCAGCUCUGAAACUGUACAGAGUCUUCAGCAUAUUGAGUAUUUGUGGUCAGUAUUGGCACACCAGUAUAUAUCGGUCUAACCCUAGAAAUCCACACUCUUUAAAAUCCAGGUGUUUUGUUUUUUUUAAGCGUGUCAGGUCGGCUGUCCGUUCACAAUCACACAGAUGAUUUUGAAAAACGCUGACUAUUCUGCUUCCGUUGACAUGAAGACAAACCCUGGCUCAUACAGACAUACAGCUUGUUAUUCAGAGAUCGGAUUGUAUUUAAAUGUGGUUUUCCUGCUCAGUAUGCUUCUAUGUCUGUAUGAGAGAUGGAUCAUGUCGGAGAAACAAUCCUCACAACAACCACAACAACCUCACUCACUCUCAUUACAUAAACAAUAGGAACUAUAUAAAUGUUAACGUUUCUUUAAAAUGUGUAAAUAUCCUUUAAAUGAAAAGUCCAUAUUUAAAGAAAUGAAUGUUAUAAAUGUCAACUUGGGCAGUUUAUUUUCUGAAAACAAGUAUAUUCUGACAUUUAGAGAAGAAAGAGAGUGUUGUUAGAAGUGUUCAUAUGUGAGGUUUGCUCCAUGUGCAUAUUGAGAUGGAGAUGCUGAUGUUAUCUGUGGUUCAGUAUAUAAUUGGAUCAGCUCCCCAAACUGAUCACUUUUUUAUUAAUUGGACAUAAUAUUUGCUGGUAGUAAACAGUUGGACGCUUUUUGCUGUUAAACAAAAAAAAAAAAGGCCCAAAAUGUUUGAGAUAUAAAAGUCAAGUAGCAUUUUAAUCACCCAGUUAUACAAUCAUAUGAACAGCUGUGAGCAUUGAUCUCACCUUUUUGUAGGAGCUCUGAUCCUGGAUCAGGGAGGACACGUUUUCUAAAAGCAAAAAAAUUGAAAUCACACGUGCAUUUAAACGAACCGAUGCUGCAUAUGGUCACCGGACCAGAUGGCUGGUCUCUGAUGAUGAAUUUCCUUCAUAAAUACGAAUUGGAGUGAAGUGAAACACCAAACUGAACCUGGGUCAGCACUCCUGCACCAUAUGUCCUCUACGUUGUAUAGCACAUAAUGUAUAGAAUAUAGGGAAACAUCUGGUU